AUGACGAACUGGGUGUUUCAAGAGAGGUGGUGGAAUGUGGACAAGAUAGUGAAGUGUGCUAGAAACAAUUGGGCAGAGCUCAAUGUGAAGUUUGAUGAUGUGAAAGAACAGAGGAGUGGGGAGUGUAGAUCUGAUAGGGCAGUGAAGGAUGAGACUGAUCUGGUGUUGGAAACAUCUAGGGACUUCUCCGGGAGUUCAGUGGAGGCCAACAUUUCUGCAGUCUUAUGGGUACUGAGGAAGGCAACUGAACAUCACCUGAGGAAUAUCACAUGCAUUCUGCACUGCAAGAAAGCUAUUGACAUUCUGAACAAAUGGAAGAAGCAUGUGGAGUCUGAUGGUGAUGAUGCUUUGGAUUUCCUUUCAUUAUGUCAGUUGUUCAGUUCAUGUUCUUUCUACUUUGUUGAUUUAGUUUGUAAACUGGGUUUUGCCGGUAUCAACAACGAGAAAGAAAGAACCAAAUGGAAACAACAGCUAACUAUGGCUCUUGGCCCAGACAACGUCCUAAGUGUAGGAGAGAUUUUAUGA
Striga asiatica is the source of this 525-nucleotide messenger RNA. The record is from the annotation of a GenBank genome assembly. NCBI's taxonomy places the organism in Eukaryota, Viridiplantae, Streptophyta, Magnoliopsida, Lamiales, Orobanchaceae.